This is a messenger RNA of Gadus chalcogrammus (walleye pollock), 630 nucleotides long. Its product is annotated as achaete-scute homolog 1b-like. Gene Ontology annotation, molecular function: protein dimerization activity; DNA-binding transcription factor activity, RNA polymerase II-specific; RNA polymerase II transcription regulatory region sequence-specific DNA binding. The record is from RefSeq and is a predicted model, not a curated record. The transcript has a single exon. NCBI's taxonomy places the organism in Eukaryota, Metazoa, Chordata, Actinopteri, Gadiformes, Gadidae. The coding region runs from base 1 to 630 and encodes 209 amino acids. Gene Ontology annotation, biological process: regulation of transcription by RNA polymerase II; developmental process.
AUGUCGUCGCCUGCGACGCACGAGAAUUUUUCCCAGUAUACGCUCCUGAUGAUAUCAGGGGGUCAAACUUUACUACCUGCCUCGGGAGAAGAAAGGUGUGCGAUCAAAGUGGAACCACGGCAGACUGAUCCCGAGGUGCUGAAUAGACAGCGCCCCGGGUCACCCCAACUUUUACGCUGCGUAAAAAGAACCCAUUUGGAAAGAGUGGAUUUCGAUUUCCCCCACAAGCAACAAUUUGUCGCGUCCGUCGCGCGCAGGAACGAGCGAGAGAGAAACCGCGUGAGACAGGUCAACGCCGGCUUCCAGACUCUUCGCCAGCAUGUGCCCAACGGAGCCACCAACGGGAAGCUCAGCAAGGUGGAGACGCUCCGGUCCGCCGUGGAGUACAUCCGAGCUCUGCAGCAACUUUUGCACUCAGGCCAGUCCAUCUCGGCGGCGUUUGAUAACUUAGAGGUGGCCUCCUCGCCUUCCGUCUCCAGCGGGCUCUCGGCGGGACCCGAGUCGCCCCACUCCACCUGCUCCUCGACCUCGGAGGAUGGGACCGGCUAUGGGACUUUACGCACCGAGGAACCCGAGCUCUUAGACUUCAGCGCCUGGUUGCACAGGUACACUGAGUUCUUGAAUAACUGA